CUGGAACAGUAGUAAUUAACAAAAAGCGCUGUCUGCAAAACGCGAGACUGGAACAGUAAUAAUUAACAAAAAGCGCUGUCUGCAAAAACGCGAGACAGGGUCAGAACAAUUAACAAAAAACGCUGUCUGCAAAACGCGAGACAGGGUCAGAACAAUUAACAAAAAAGCGCUGUCUGCAAAACGCGAGACAGGGUCGGGUACUACCAGAGCUAGCGAGAGAGCGAGUGAGCAGGCAGUCCGUGAUUUCCGACUGGAGGGGGGAGAGGCAGGUGGUGAUGGCGUGACGCGGCGUCCUGGACGGAGCUGGGAUGAAGAGCAGGAGAGCUGGGUACGCAGGCGGGAAGAGCAGGCGGAGUGGGCAAGGGAUCUUCAGGUUACAGUCCAGCGUCGGGUUGUGGGAAGCGUCCGGUUUUUAUGGCAGCGGGUGAAUGAAUGAGAGCGCUCCUCUCCCCGCCACACGGAUCGAUCCGCUGAUUAGAAAGUGGCUGCACCUGUCCGCCCUGAAGCUGCAUCACACCAACACCUGCUUAGAGAGAGGGAGAGGAGGAGAAGAGGGAGGGGGGAGAAGAGAAAAGAGGGAGAAGAGAAAAGAGAGGCUGCCCCUAUCUGGCCCUAGAAGUAGAGGGCGUGACAGUACCCCCCCCCCACGUGCACCUCCAGGUGCACGAAGGCGCUUCUCUGGGUGGCGGCGGUAGAGGUCGCUGACCAACGUGUGGUCCAGGAUCUGGCGACGGGGAACCCAGCUGCGCUCCUCUGGCCCAUAUCCCUCCCAGUCGACCAAGAACUGGACCCCUCUACCCCGCCGACGGACAUCCAGCAAGCGACUGACAGUGUAGACUGGCCCAUCGUCCACUAUCCUGGGCGGAGGAGGGGGAUGGACGGGUGGGGCCAAAGGACUCUCCCGUACCGGCUUCAGCUGCGAAACAUGGAACGUGGGAUGAAUCUUCAUGGACCGGGGCAGCUUAAGCCGGACGGCAGCGGGGUUAAUGACCCUCUCCACCUCGAACGGACCGACAAAGCGUGGGGCCAACUUCUUUGACUCCACCCGGAGUGGGAGAUCCUUGGCCCUGAGCCAAACCUUCUGGCCCGGGGCGUAGGCAGGAGCAGGGGAACGGCGACGGUUGGCCUGUUGCUCCAUUCUCAAGGAGGCCCGGCGGAGGGCGACCCGAACCUUCCUCCAAGUUCGUUUGCACCUCCUGACGAAGCUUUGCACCGAGGGUAUGACAAUCUCCUCUUCAGAAGCUGGAAACAGGGGGGGCUGGUAUCCCAGGACGCACUGGAAGGGGAACAGUCCAGAGGAAGAGUUAGACAGGGAGUUGUAAGCAUACUCCACCCAGGGGAGUUGAUUGCUCCAGGUCGUAGGGUGUUCUGAGGCCACACAGCGUAGGAAAGUCUCUAGAGACUGAUUGGCCCGUUCCGUCUGGCCGUUCGACUGUGGGUGGAAACCAGAAGAGAGACUGACCGUGGCCCCCAGAGCCUUACAAAACGCCCUCCACACCUCUGACGUGACCUGGGGACCACGGUCGGAGACUAUGUCGGAAGGGAUGCCGUGAAUCCUGAAAACCUGAGAGACCAGAAGAUCUGCAGUCUUAAUGGCUGUGGGUAAUUUGGGCAGGGAAAGGAAAUGGGCAGAUUUGGAGAACCGGUCGACAAUGGUUAAUAUGGCAGUGUUGCCCUGGGAAGGAGGGAGGCCUGUGACAAAAUCCACUGCAAUGUGGGACCAGGGUCUCCUGGGAAUGGGAAGCGGCCGCAGGGAUCCGGAGCUGGGUUGAUUGGAUGUUUUGUUGCGGGCACAGACGGAGCAGGCCAGGGUGAACUCACGGGUGUCUGCCUCCAUGGUGGGCCACCAGAACCGUUGCCGGAGGACCUCUAAGGUGCGGGCAGAUCCGGGAUGACAGGCGAACUUAGAGGUAUGCCCCCACAGGAGGACCUGCGGGCGGACGGCUUCUGGGACAAACAGGCGGUUUGGAGGACCGCCUUCAGGGUCAGGUUGCUGUUCUAGGGCCCGGAGUACUUGGGCCUCAACCUCCCAAGUGAGGGAGGCGACAAUGCGAGUCUGGGGCAAGAUGGGUUCCGGGUCUGGCAGGGCGUUCUCUCCGGAGAACUGACGGGACAGGGCAUCAGGCUUGGUGUUCCUGGACCCGGGGCGAUAAGUGAUGGAGAAGUUGAAGCGGCUGAAGAAGAGGGACCAGCGGGCCUGGCGGGAAUUCAUCCUCCUGGCCGACCUGAUGUAUUCCAGGUUCUUGUGGUCUGUCCACACGAUGAAAGGCUGCAGGGCACCCUCCAACAGAUGCCGCCAUUCCUCCAGAGCGAGCUUGACGGCCAACAGCUCGCGAUCUCCGACGUCAUAGUUCCUCUCUGCGGGGGUAAGACGCCGUGAGAAGAAGGCACAGGGGUGUAGUUUUUGGUCUGUAGCAGCCCGCUGGGACAGGACUGCCCCUACCCCGGUGUCCGAGGCAUCCACCUCCAGGAUGAACUGUCUCUCGGGAUCUGGCUGGAUCAGGAUAGGCGCCGAAACAAAGCGUUGCUUCAGCUCAGAGAAGGCUUUGUCUGCUUCAGGGGUCCAACCAAAGAUCUUGGUGGUGGAAGUGAGGGUGGUCAGGGGGGCUGCCACAGGGCUGUAAUUUCGGAUGAAACGGCGGUAGAAGUUUGCAAAACCAAGGAAGUGCUGAAGCUGUCUCCGGUCUUCGGGACGGGGCCACUCAGUCACUGCCUCCACCUUUAAUGGGUCCAUCUUGACCUCCCCGGAGGAGAUGAUGAAUCCCAGGAAAGCCACAGUGGAUGCGUGGAACUCACAUUUCUCUGCCUUGACGAAGAGGCGGUUCUGGAGGAGACGUUCGAGGACCUGGCGGACAUGGCAGACGUGUUCUUCAAGGUUUCGGGAGUAUAUUAAGAUGUCAUCCAGGUAGACGAAGACGAACCGAUUGAGCAUGUCCCUCAAGACGUCGUUGAUGAGGUUCUGGAAAACUGCGGGGGCGUUAGUGAGGCCGAAGGGCAUGACCAGGUAUUCAAAGUGUCCCAGGGGAGUAUUGAAGGCGGUCUUCCACUCGUCGCCCUCCCGGAUUCGGAUGAGGUGGUAGGCAUUUCUAAGAUCCAGUUUGGUGAAGACAGAGGCUCCAUGCAGCGGGGUGAAGGCAGAAUUGAUUAGGGGAAGGGGGUAAGUAUUUUUAACAGUAAUGUCAUUGAGGCCCCUUGAAGUCUAUGCAGGGACGGAGGGAUUUGUCCUUCUUGGAGACAAAAAAGAAUCCAGCGCCGACAGGGGAUGAAGAGGGGCGGAUGAUGCCAGCCGCCAGAGAAUCGCGGAUGUAGGACUCCAUGGUGGCCUGUUCAGGUCUAGACAGGUUGUACAGUCUGCAGCGGGGUAGUGUAGCUCCGGGAAGUAAGUCUAUAGCACAGUCGUAGGGUCUGUGUGGGGGCAGAGACAGGGCUUGAUCCUUGCUAAAAACCAUGGCCAGAUCGUGGUACACAGAAGGUACAAGGUCCAGGUUGAGGGGUUCGGAAGGUAGGGCCCGGGUGCUGGCUCGAGUUUCAGGAGUCAGGGCAGACGUCAGGCAACGUUGGUAGCACUCCCGGCUCCAGGAACGGAUCUCCCCCUGCUGCCAGUCAAUGUGGGGAUUAUGGACCUGGAGCCAAGGGAACCCAAGAACCAAGGGUGGACUAGACUGGUCGAUGAGGUGGAAGGAAAUUGUCUCAUGGUGGUUGCCCCCCACCACCAGGGAGACCGGAACAGUCUUAUGGUGGACUUGGGCCAGGUGGAGUCCGUUCAGAGCAUGAGCCUCCAGGGGCGCGUCAAGAGUUUCUGUGGGAAUGCCGAGCUGGGACGCCAGGCGAGAGUCCAGGAAAUUCUCUUCAGCCCCAGAAUCCACCAGGGCUAGAAGAGGGAUAGGCUGACACUGCCAACACAGGGUUAUGGCCACUUGGAGACGUUGUGGGGGCGAAGUAGUAGUACGGCUCACCAGCAGAUCCCCCGUCACUGGCGAGCCGGACCUUUUGGCGGACGGGCGGGGCAGAAGGCAAUGUAGUGACCCGGACGCCCACAAUACAGGCACAGGUUUGCUGACCGACGUUGUAACUUCUCAGACUCAGUGAGGUGGGCACGGCCGAUCUGCAUUGGCUCUGGGAGAGACUCCGGCGGGGGGUCCGGCUGAGUUCUGGGGCCUGGGGCACUUGGGGUUCUGGUGGGUCCUAGUACAGAGCGGGCGCUGCGUUCUCGCCUCCUUUCCCGGAGCCGGUUGUCAAUCUUAAUCGCUAAUGCGAUGAGGUGGUCUAGGUCUGGAGAGUCGUCACGAGUUGCCAGCUCGUCCUUUAGGGCCUCACCUAGCCCUUUGUAAAAGGCUCCCUGGAGCGCGCCGUCGUUCCAGGAGCUCUCUGCAGCCAGCGUCCGGAACUCCACCGCAAACUCUGCGACACUCCUUGUCCCUUGGGAGAUGGCCAUGAGGCGGUGGCUGGCGUUGUUUCCGCUUACUGGGUGGUCAAAGACCUUCCUCAUCUCUGCCACGAACGCCGCGUAGGACUCACAGGCACUGUCCUGGUGCCCCCAAACAGCCGUGCCCCACUCUCUCGCCUGUCCUGAAAUUAACCCGAUGGUGUAGGCUAUUUUUGAACGAUCGGAGGCAUAGGAGAGAGGCUGCAUCUCAAAAACUAGUGAAACCUGAGUUAAAAAGGCCUGGCAGGAUCCUAACUCCCCCCGGUAACAUUCAGGUACAGGCACUACAGGUUCACGAAAGGGAGGUGGAACACUAACGCUAGCCAAGACAGGAUUAGCGGCUAACGCUGAGCCUGGGGGAGCAGUCUUAGCAAUUUGACCAGCCAACCCUCUUAACUGGGUGGUUAGUUCAGAGAUCUGAUUAAGCAUAACAUGAUUGCUACUGACCAGGGAACGCAACAAUUCAUCAUGUUGAGCUAACACGCAUUCCUGAUUAGCAAUAGCUUGUUGAAACGUGGUAGCGGGGGGAGACUGCCUCCGCGCCAGUCUCUUUGUCUGCUGAGCUCAUCUUGGCUGGACCGUACUGUCACGGUUCAGGCACCGAGGCUCAAAUGCGGACAAAGAGACUCAAGUCAGAGCAGUUCAAUUAAACAGAUAUUUAUUUGGUCCCAAAAUGCAAACAGAAAUAGGAAAACGGAACUAAGGUGGGCAGUAACAAUUAACAAAAAGCGCUGUCUGAAAAACGCGAGACAGGAUCAGUAAUAAUUAACAAAAAGCGCUGUCUGUAAAAACGCGAGACUGGAACAGUAAUAAUUAACAAAAAGCGCUGUCUGCAAAAUGCGAGACUGGAACAGUAAUAAUUAACAAAAAGCGCUGUCUGCAAAAACGCGAGACAGGGUCAGAACAAUUAACAAAAAACGCUGUCUGCAAAACGCGAGACAGGGUCAGAACAAUUAACAAAAAAGCGCUGUCUGCAAAACGCGAGACAGGGUCGGGUACUACCAGAGCUAGCGAGAGAGCGAGUGAGCAGGCAGUCCGUGAUUUCCGACUGGAGGGGGGAGAGGCAGGUGGUGAUGGCGUGAGGCGGCGUCCUGGACGGAGCUGGGAUGAAGAGCAGGAGAGCUGGGUACGCAGGCGGGAAGAGCAGGCGGAGUGGGCAAGGGAUCUUCAGGUUACGGUCCAGCGUCGGGUUGUGGGAAGCGUCCGGUUUUUAUGGCAGCGGGUGAAUGAAUGAGAGCGCUCCUCUCCCCGCCACACGGAUCGAUCCGCUGAUUAGAAAGUGGCUGCACCUGUCCGCCCUGAAGCUGCAUCACACCAACACCUGCUUAGAGAGAGGGAGAGGAGGAGAAGAGGGAGGGGGGAGAAGAGAAAAGAGGGAGAAGAGAAAAGAGAGGCUGCCCCUAUCUGGCC
Messenger RNA from Xyrichtys novacula (pearly razorfish), 5836 nucleotides. NCBI's taxonomy places the organism in Eukaryota, Metazoa, Chordata, Actinopteri, Labriformes, Labridae. The record is from the annotation of a GenBank genome assembly.